AGAGAGAGAGAUACUACAGCUGGCUCACGAAUGGGCUGGAGCUGCGGGGAAUCGAAACUGAAGCGGAGACUGUGAAGUCAGACGUAAUGUCUUCCUCCUCGGCUCGGUGUUAAUCAUAAUUUGGAUGGACUUUUCUAAACUUUUACCAGCCCCAGACAACAGAUGACACGCUUUUAAACUUUACUUCAAUGAACUUCCUCACUUUAUCAGUGAACAAGUGAUGGACCCUGCCAGACAGAAACGCAAAGACGAGAUAACUAAAUCUCUGACAUUUAUACAGUCCCCCUUGGCUUAUCCAGAUCCUCAAGGCUACCAGGACUUGCUGACCCAGUUAGUGUGCAACCUGCUCGAGGAGGGCAAUGCCUUGUUCAGAGACAGUGAGUGGGAGCAGGCAGUCAGAGAGUUCAGUGAAGGCUUGAAUGUCUCAAGCUACGCUGCCGCAGAGGAUCUGCACAUACCCGAGGCUUUGCUGGAGAGCCUGUAUGUCAACCGGGCCGCUGCCUACCACAGUAUGGGGCAAUAUGAUGAAGGCGUGAAGGACUGCGACAGAGCGCUGGAAGUGUGUAAGGAAAGCCGCAGGGCCCUGUACAGGAAGGCACUCUGUUUGAAGGAGCUGGGGAAGUACAGGGAGGCCUACGACUGCACCACGGACUGUCUGCUCAUCUCUCGUCUGGACAAACAGGUGAAUGAGCUCGCACAGGAGCUGGCGAUUCAUCUUCGGCUAAAAAAUCGAAAACCCUAUGUCAGCACAAAGGAUCACACAGUCAUCAUGAGAGACGUCGCAAAUGCAAACAUGACGGCUGAAGCCAACGAAGUGCCAGGUACUCACUUAGGAAAUGGUAUGAGUCAUCUGAAUAGCCUUGAACCAGUCAGCUUCCCCGGCGUGUUUCAGUCCUCCUGUUUCUCCACAACUACUAUGUGCUCCACAGUUCCUGACACAGUGGACACUUUGGAGGACUCUGAGGUGAUGGGAGAUGACUUGGACAGCCUGCUUGACUGCUUUCCUAAUGAGCAGGAGCCAGCUGAGCCACACAUCGGGCCAGUAUUCUCAGUCCCCAGCAGGAAGUCCACACACACAGUUCCUCCAGUCCUCCCCCCUCCAACACCUCAGCUGCCCCCGGCCUUCUUCAACUCAGCCGUCAGUCAACUCAAUGCCUUGGACUUCUUUUCAGGAGGUGGGUGCAGCACCACAACUAAUACACUGGAUACUCUGGAUGACCUCUCGACCUCUGGACUUGGAGGUGGCGCUCCAAACCUGGGACUGACCUCCGUGGCACGGGAUGCUCUAGAUGGCCUUGAUUCCCUGGAUGACUUCUCGGAAACGAGUCCGACUGCUGCUGCUGCUGAGAAUGGGUCCAUAAAAGAACUGGCUGCAGGGGAAAAGUCCCUUGAUGAUUUGCUAGAUGAGCUCGAUCCCCUCGAAUGUGUGGCUGAUCCAGGUGGUCUCAGUAGCCAUGUCUCUAAACCUGGGGUGAACCCUGUGAACCCGCUAAACUCCCUUGAUGCCCUGGACUCGUUCCCCUCAAUGGAAGGUGUUGUGUCAGCUUUGCCAGCGGUCUACAUUGGGGGGACAGGCCUGGACUCGCUCUCCGAUUUCAGCACAACUGGUUCCACAGGCUCUCACAGUAAUGCAGCUCCUGUAAUGCAACCUGCAAAGAACAACUACAAAGAGCAGAACAACCAAGCGCAGGGUGCAGUGUUAAAUCCCCUGUCCGCCACCCAUGAGUUCCUGCAGGCCUGCUCUGCCUGUUACCCUCGGACAGGUCAAGGAAUAUAUACUUUUGUUCACAAGCCAGACCUGGUCCACCCCUGUGAGCGAGACAUUCUGUUAUGUAAGCGAAAGGUAGGACAGCCUUCGAAGUGGACCAGAGUGCGACCGAUUCCUAAAUCGACUUCCUUCCGUGGGCCAUUUGUACUUUGCAAGGAGCUGCUGAGCUCCGGGGAUCGAGGCGUGUGUAAGUAUGGAGAGAGGUGCACGUUUGCCUACAACCAGCUGGAGAUUGACGUUUGGACAGAAGAGAGGAAGGGGACGCUGGACAGAAGCCUGCUUUUUGGAACAGCAGCUGUCAAUCUGGACCCCGUGAACAGCAUCAUACGCCUUCUACAGGAGCACAAGGGCGAGUUCAUAUUCCUCUGUCAGGAAUGUUAUGACAAUAAACCUAGGAUCAUCAGUAAGCGCAGCAGAGACAAUCAUACUGUCUGCUCUAACUCGGACGCUCACCACGCCUUCGAUGCCAAUAAGUGUUUGGCAUUUGUGGUGAGGAGCUACACUGUGAACUACAGUAAGGUCCGUCCUCUGAGCGUCAUGUGCCACUUGGAUUUGUGCCGCCAAGCUAUCCGGUACGGCUGCCAGAGAAAGGACAGCUGCAAUUGUGCUCACUCCGUCAUAGAGCUCAAAACCUGGAGGGUGCAGAAAGAUACAGGUAUCAGGCCUGAUGAGAUUGUGAAAAUAUCUGCAAAGUAUUAUGAUAAGCAGCAACAAAACUCAAGCAAGCAGAAAGGCAAUAGACAAAUGUCUUCUGGAGGUGGUGGAAGCAAACCAAGAGGAGGAGGAGGGAACACUCUGGAUAUGAAGAUGAAGUUUGCCUGUUCUCAUUGCUGGCAGGACGGCCUGAUCAGUGAGCCAGACAAAGCCCUCAAGUACUGCAAUGCCAAGGCCAGGCACCCGUGGACUAAAGAUAGACGGCUUCUGCUGGUCAAGUCAGCUGAGAGAAGUAAAUGGGUUCAGGUCCGACCGUUACCGCACGCCAGGAACUUCCCUAUGCAGUACGAUAUCUGUACCCAGAUUUUGGAGAAAAGGAAAUGUAACUACACUGGGAAAUGCACUUUUGCUCACAGCCAAGAGGAGAAGAAGAUUUGGAUGUAUAUGAAGAACAAUGACUUGUUGGACAUGCAGCAGAUGUAUGACUUGUGGCUGACAUUAAACGCCCACAACCAGCAAGCAGAUGGAGAUAAUCUCACCCAGUCCAUCUCAGAGGAGAAAUCCAUCGCCAUGCCAACUGACUAUGCUGAACCUAUGAUUGGCCUUCACUGCCAUCUGUGUGGCAGACACAGUAAUAGCGAACGGCAGUGGCAGCAGCACAUCUCCUCUGAGAAGCACAAGGAUCGAGUGUUCAGCUGUGAGGGAGAAGGUGAAGCUCUGAUGUGGAGGUACCGUUUCCCUGGAACGUGCUUCAAACUCUGCCCCAAGUUGGAUGGUGACUGUGCUGACGGUGUGAGCUGCGACUACGCCCACAGUCCAGAGGAGUUGCAGGAGUGGAUGGAGAGACGGGAUUUCCUGCGACAGAAGCUGGCCAAAGCCAGAGAAGACAUGCUCAUCAUGCCUGAUGAAUUUGAUUUUGGGAAGUACAACUUUCUACUUCAGGACUCAUAAUAUUGAUUUAAUUUUUUUUUUUUUUUUUUUUUUUUUUACUUGGUGAGCCUUUGUAACUGCCAAAUUAGCAUUUAAAAAACAAAAUCAGUACUAUGCAGAAAUGUACCAGUACAUAAUGUCUUUUUGCAUUCCCAGACAUGGUCUGUUCAACUAAAACGGCAGUAAUGUUGUGCUGUAAAAGUAAUUCCCAUUCUGAAAAUAAAAACAUAUUAACAUAUUAGUAGAGUAUUAAGAAAGCUUCCGUUCCAGUUUACUAAAAGAAAGGAUUUUAAAGCCUUAACUGUAAACAGUAAAAUACUCGCCACAAAUGAUUGAUGAAGUUUCAACUUAAAACACAAAUGAAAGUUGCCUUGUCGAGUUCUGAUUUGUACUCAAGCAAAGACUUGUGUUUUUGGUGGUAUGAUUUGAGUAUUUUUUUUCCAUGAGGAGCAUAUGUGUCUUAUUCUGGUUCGUAUUCUUUUCAUUGUCAGAGAAGGGUGUUGUUAUAAGGGCCAAAUUACUACAAUUAUGAGACCAAUAGUUUUGUUCGUUGUUUUAACUGAAAAGUGUGGAAUGAAUGCACAGGACCGAAAUGGUUUGCAGAGGAAAAAUUAAAACUCAGUAUACU
Messenger RNA from Scatophagus argus, 3980 nucleotides. RefSeq names its product zinc finger CCCH domain-containing protein 7B-like. The record is from RefSeq and is a predicted model, not a curated record. The transcript has 23 exons. NCBI's taxonomy places the organism in Eukaryota, Metazoa, Chordata, Actinopteri, Scatophagidae. Bases 221 to 3373 code for a protein of 1050 amino acids. Gene Ontology annotation, molecular function: protein binding; miRNA binding; metal ion binding. Gene Ontology annotation, biological process: miRNA processing.